Protomyces lactucae-debilis is the source of this 2355-nucleotide messenger RNA. RefSeq lists its product as uncharacterized. The transcript is spliced from 2 exons. The record is from RefSeq and is a predicted model, not a curated record. Gene Ontology annotation, molecular function: protein binding; histone H3K36 methyltransferase activity. Gene Ontology annotation, biological process: regulation of DNA-templated transcription. Lineage: Eukaryota; Fungi; Ascomycota; Taphrinomycetes; Taphrinales; Protomycetaceae. The coding region runs from base 1 to 2355 and encodes 784 amino acids. Gene Ontology annotation, cellular component: nucleus; chromatin; chromosome.
AUGGCCGUUCAACUCAGCCCGAGUUCAGGCUCCCCUGCUGCUACAGAUCCUUCCAAGUGCGAAUCAUUGCCCGCAAGCCGGCAUCUUACGCCGAGUCUCAAGUCAGAGGUUGUGCAAGGCUUCACAGGGACUCAUGAUAAGCAGCUAGAGGAUGAUGCACUUGGAUUAGAGAAACGCAUCAAGCGUGUCCGCGUCAAGCCUGAAGAGACUACCGCAGAGCCACAGCUUUGGCUUGACGCUCCCAGUGCUAGAGACGCUGCUGCUUCUGAAUUUUUGGAAUUAUCACAUUGCAUCUAUCAGUCAAAGGAUAUGGGCGAAUCUGGCCAGGAAGAAAUCAUGAGUUGCGACUGCAAACCAGAGUUUGAUGGAGAUUACAAUGGCGCCUGUGGCUCAGAAUCCAACUGUAUCAACCGCAUCACGUCGAUUGAGUGUCUCGAUGAUGAGUGCAAUUGUGGUGAGGGUUGUCAAAAUCAGCGUUUCCAGCGCAGACAGUAUGCCGAUGUAGAUGUGAUUGAUGCAGGUCCGAAGGGAUAUGGUUUACGAGCCAUGCAAGAUUUGCUUCGUGGGUCAUUUGUCUACGAGUACGUCGGCGAGGUCAUUGGAGAACGCAAAUUUAGGCAGCGCCAAAAGGACUACAAGGAUCAGGACGAGAAGCACUUCUACUUUAUGAUGCUGCAAAAGGGAGAGUAUAUCGACGCGACGAAGAAAGGUGGGUAUGGUCGUUUUAUCAAUCACUCGUGCAGGCCAAACUGUUAUGUGGACAAAUGGGUCGUCGGUAGCAAGAUGCGGAUGGGCAUUUUUUGCAAAAGGGAUAUCAUCAUCGGCGAAGAGCUGACCUUUGACUACAACGUCGAUCGCUACGGUGGAGAAGCUACGCCUUGUUACUGUGGAGAACCAAAUUGCCUUGGGUACAUCGGUGGCAAAACUCAGACAGAAGCGGCAAACAAGUUGCCACAAAAUGUUGCGGAAGCUUUGGGAAUUGAUACAGAUGACGCGGAAGAUGCUCCACGACGAGCUCGCCGCAAGAAAGAGGAUGAUGACGAAGACUAUGUCAAUACUUUGACCCCGCGCAAUGUCGUGGAGUCUGACGUGCCAAAGAUCAUGGCGACUUUGGUCUUACCUACUGAACGCUGGUUGCUCAAGAAAUUGCUUGAGCGCAUUUUAUCGGCAGAAGACGACCGUAUACACUCCUCAAUCAUCAGAUUGCAUGGUUAUCAGACCCUUGGCUCCAAGCUCGAGAAGCACCAUGCUGAUUCAGAGAUUGCAACCCUCAUCCUUCGUGUUCUUCACACCUGGCCUCGCGUGACGCGAAACAAGAUUUCGAGUUCAAAGAUCGAGCAGCAUGUCAAGGGUAUCGCGACAUCGGAGAGCACUCUCGAGCCCGUACGGGAAUUGGCGACUGAUUUGCUACAAUUGUGGGGUGAGCUCAAGAUGGCAUAUCGUAUCCCACGGAGACUGGGUUCUUCCGCAGCUAAUUUGGCUCCACAAGACAUGCAGCUCGGAUCACCUUCCAGUUCAUCCCCCUCAGAACCCAGCCCAGGCCCUGCAGCUCCGCUGCGUUUGCAGAGAGCUCGUCAUACAGGCAUCAGACGGCAGGGUCCACCUAGACCCUCGACUGCUGAGGAUGCUCAGCGGACUCAGCCAUCUCGUCCUCCAACGGUGUCUGUCCCUGCUCAAGAUGAGAUUCAAGCCAUCAUUGAUGCUGCCAGAAAGCUGCAACAAGAGCAAGCAGACCUUGCCCUGGCAAAGGAAGCAGAUGAACAGUUGCGCCUAGAGACUGAAGCACGCCAGCGUGCUGAGAGGGCACGAAAGCAUCAACUUCGCAAGGCGCAAAAAGCACAGAAGGCUUCGGAAAGAGCUCGGGAUUUGAAUGAUGACCCGAAAGUCAGAAGCAAGCGAGAUAUUUCCCAAUUGAACAGCAAUGGGUCAACAGCGAGGGCCUUCGCAGAGGGCACAGCGAUGCAUCCAUCAAGAACUCAAGACCAGCUGAAUAAAGACCUAGAGAAAUCAUUUGCCCGAGUCGUGCCGAACUUUGUGUCGAAGUAUCAAGCGACGCUUGGCAAGGAUGAAGUCAAAAAGCGUGCACGAGAAAUUGUCAAGAUUCUUGUUGCCAAGGAGAUUGCUCGCCCUAAACCGAGUGUCGAUGCCUUCAGUGAGGAAAAGUUGGUAAAGAUCAAAACCUACUGCAAGGAAUUCAUGCGCAAGCUGAUCUCGCGCACCUCGAGCAAGUCAACGAGUGACGGUCUUCAGCGAGAUGCUUCGACGAAUGAAGAUGCGGAGUCCACACACAAACGUCAGGUUUCACAGGAUAACUCAGAGAGGCUCGGACAUGUCAAGAAGGGACGCCACGAAUAG